GUAAUGUGCACAAUAUAUCUAGGGAUUUUAUUUGUUUAACAUUUACAGUUACGUACAUAGAAAUGAAGAAGUGAACCUUUUCCCUGACGCGGAUGAUGAAAUUGUCCAACAAGUAACACAGUUGCCUGCUGGCAAACCGAAAAUCAUUGCCAGGCCUUACACUUCUGCUUCUUAUGAUAUUCCUCCUACUGACACACUUGGCUCUGACGGAAACAAUGCGUUUAGUAACGACAACAUUCUUCGGCAUAUUUCAAGCAAGGAGGACAUUAUGAAAGAACUUGCCUUAUUAUAUGUUAGGAAAAAACUCUCUCUUAGUGCCGUUGGAGCUAUUGCUAAGUUAAUAUUGAAGAAAGGUAUGAUUGGCAGUGGCAACCUCACUAUUAAAUGUCAAAUCAACAUUGAUGGUACUCCUGUUUUCAAAACUAAUUCCGUCGACUUAUGGCCAAUACUUUUUCGAGUGGUCAACUCCCUUGAUUCGUCGCCUUUUGUGAUUAGCAUUUUUGCAGGUAAAGGAAAGCCUCCAAGUUUAGAAGAAUAUCUAAGACCAUUCCUUACUGAAAUGAUCCAACUGCAAAGCGAAGGUGUUGAAUUCGAAAGCAAAUGUUACUCAGUUGAGAUCAUUUCUUUUGUUUGUGACGCACCUGCUAGACAAUUUCUGAAGGUCAUUACUGGGCAUGGAGGCUAUGGGGGCUGUGAACUUUGUAGUCAAACAGGCGUGUUUGACCCAGUUUACCACUGCAUGACUUUCCGGGAGUUGGUCGACAUUUCCCUUCGUACCGAUGACACUUUCCGAUAUCAGAUACACAAGAACCAUCACAAGGGAAAUAGUCCUUUGUUAGAUUUGAAUAUCAACAUGAUAUCAAGUUUCCCUUUGGACUAUAUGCAUCUUGUCCUUCUUGGAGUUUUUAAGCGACUGUUGACGAUUUGGACAGGGGACUGGAGCAAAAAGCACUAUCAACAUAGACUUGGAACAUGGGAUAAAACCCAACUUGAGAAAAGACUUCGUCGAAUUCGGCAUUCAUACCCAGAGGAAUUUCACCGAAUUACCAUAACAUUAAAAUACCCCAAACAGUUGAAAGCCAACGAACUCCGUACAGUUCUUCUUUAUACUGGACCCGGUCUCUUUAAGGGAAUUUUGUCCAGCGAGAAGUACAUUCAUUUUUUAUACCUCCAUUUAGCUAUUCGAAUUCUGUGUUCUCCUACCUUAUCCAAAACUUACUCCCACUUGGCAAGAAGUUCUCUGCAAUAUUUCGCAUUUCAGUUUGGCGAGAUUUAUGGCAAGAAUCACCUAAUUUACAAUGUUCACUCACUUAUUCAUAUAGUUGAUGACUGUGAGAUCCAUGGCACACUUGAUUCUAGUUCUGCUUUCCCAUUUGAAACUUUCCUGGGCCAAAUGAAGAUGCUCGUAAGAUCUCAAAACAAAGUGCUCGCACAAAUUGUUAAGAGAAUAUCUGAACUUGAGCAUGUUUCACAGUUGGAAUCAGCGAGCAAGAAAUCAAUUUUUGGCCAUGAACGUCCAGUUGAUAUGCUGAGAACACUGAAACAUCAUGUAAAACCGAGUACCAAAAAAGACUCCUUUUACCUUUGCGAAAAUGGCAUGGUUAUCAAAGUUACGGGGUUCUCCAACACUCAAAUAUCAUUCAAGCCCUUCAUAUUAAGAGGUGAUUUCUUUUCGAAACUAGUGAAAUCUACAAAUCUAGACAUCAGCAAAUCGAGCGGAAUGGAAGAAAAGAUUGAAACCGCUCUAAUUGAUGAUUUGCAGUUGCAUUCUAAAUGCUGGGUUAUACCCACUGCCAAAGGUUGCUGCAUCGUUCCAAUAUUACACCAUUCAAUAUGA
This is a messenger RNA of Daphnia magna, 1837 nucleotides long. RefSeq lists its product as uncharacterized. Bases 269 to 1837 code for a protein of 522 amino acids. The transcript is spliced from 2 exons. NCBI's taxonomy places the organism in Eukaryota, Metazoa, Arthropoda, Branchiopoda, Diplostraca, Daphniidae. The record is from RefSeq and is a predicted model, not a curated record.